Molecule: messenger RNA, 954 nt
Organism: Didymodactylos carnosus
Lineage: Eukaryota; Metazoa; Rotifera; Eurotatoria; Philodinida; Philodinidae
Source: the annotation of a GenBank genome assembly
AUGACGAGUACAGAAUCGGACGAUUCUGAUGAUGAACUGCCAACAUUAUGGGAAAAAGGUGUCACUGGUAGUGGCCAAGUUUUUUAUAUAGAUCAUGAACAUCAAGAAACUCAAUGGGAACAUCCAUUAACAAAAAAUAUGACGUAUAUACCGAAAGGUACGCGAAAACGAAGUGAACUUAACAAACGAUACAGUAUAGUUGAUCCUAGAAUUAUAUUAAAACAAGAUGCAUCAACAGAAGAUCUCAGUACUUCGUAUGGUCAUCAAUCAACAGCGUUACAUAUUCUAUAUGGAAAAGAUCUCUCACAUAAAACAGCUAUAAUAACUGGAGGAACUACUGGCAUUGGUUUUGAAGUUGCUCGCUCAUUAGCAAAACAUGGUUGUCACGUAAUUAUUGGAUGUCGUAAUUUAACCAAAGGAGAAGCAGCUUGUGCAAAAAUAAGACAGGAACAAAAAAAUAUUGAUAUUAGUUGUCGAGAAUUAAAUCUAUGUUCUUUGAGAAGUGUCAAACAGUUCAGUGAAAAGUAUCGUCAAGAUCGUUUACCAUUACAUUUGUUAAUACUGAAUGCGGGUAUUUUAAAAACAAAACUUGAUUUGACAGAAGACGGCAAUGAAGAAAUGUUUCAGGUUAACUAUUUAGCACAAGUUUAUUUAACAAUGAGUCUAUUACCAAGUUUGUUAACAACAAAAUCAAAAGGUCCAACACGUGUUGUUGCCGUCAGUUGCGAAGCACAUCGUGUUGAAAGUCCUGGCAUAUCGACAGUUGAUGGAAUUAAAAUUGAACGUUUAAAUUCACGUUCUCCAGCUUAUUUUGAUCAUUUAUUAGCAUAUGGUCAAUCUAAACUGUGCUUAAUCAUGUUCAUCGCUGAAUUAAAAAGAAAUUAUCCACUUGCAUCACCACAAGAUCCAACUGCAUUAAUCUUAUAUAUGACAGGAAAUGAAAAAGCCGCGUGA